Molecule: messenger RNA, 617 nt
Organism: Mycotypha africana
Lineage: Eukaryota; Fungi; Mucoromycota; Mucoromycetes; Mucorales; Mycotyphaceae
Exons: 2
Coding region: 441-602 (53 amino acids)
Source: RefSeq, a predicted model, not a curated record
AACUGAGCUUAUAGUGGAAUCAAGAAAGUAGUAUUGACAAUCGAGUAGUAUUGCUCCUGUUAAUAAUGAAUUGUACAAUACCACUGCGAGUUGUCUAGAUUACCAAUCAGGUUGAAAUAUGCCUGUUGAAGUCUUAUUUGUCGUGCCUGGAAUCUCAUGUGUUCCAGUACACUAUAACUGGUAAAGGCAGUAAAUCUGGAUUGUUUCUCAGAUUGUUAUAUGAACUAGAGGUCAAAACGUGACAAUAACCAUGCAGGACUUGUACAAUUUAUCAAUACUGUUUUUGCUCCUGUUCAUCCACACAAUGAUGAGGUGUAUGAAAACCUUGUCUGUUCUAUGAAUGAUGUUCUGACUUAUGUUUGGAAAUAUUCAUAUUUACUUCCAGACAAAAACUCCUAUUGGCUUUGGAAAAUGGUGUUCAACAAAAGACAUUUGAUUUAAUGCAAGUUACAACCAAAAGAAGAAAGGCUAUCGAAGGAGUAAUCACAUCCGUCCGCCCAUUCUAUGUACUAAAGGAGAAGUAUAUAGGUAAGGCACAUAAAUUACUUACUUUUGCUGGCCUUACGACAAAUAUAAAAGAUCUUGUAACCUUCUUGAGGUAAACUUGAAAAAUAUAA